This is a messenger RNA of Oreochromis aureus, 2454 nucleotides long. RefSeq names its product peripherin (gene prph). The transcript has 10 exons. NCBI's taxonomy places the organism in Eukaryota, Metazoa, Chordata, Actinopteri, Cichliformes, Cichlidae. Gene Ontology annotation, cellular component: axon; type III intermediate filament; plasma membrane. Gene Ontology annotation, molecular function: structural molecule activity. The coding region runs from base 53 to 1456 and encodes 467 amino acids. The record is from RefSeq and is a predicted model, not a curated record.
GCCUACAUCACUCCACCUAUCCUCAGCGGCAGAGAGCAGAACCAGCCCAACCAUGAGCCAUUCUUCAGUGCAUACCUCCUACAGGCGCACCUUUGGAAGCCCACACUCCAUUUCGUUGUCCUCUUACACCCCCGUGUCCUCUCGAAUGCCUGUUUCUUCGGGACGCUACAUGCGUUCGAUGUCACCUGUGGUGACAUCCCGAUCCACCGCCUUCCACCAACAGCGUUCCCGCCCUAGCCCCCAGCCCCCUCGCCUCUCCUAUGACAAGGUGGACUUCACUCUGGCCGAAGCCAUCAACCAGGAGUUCCUCACCACCCGCAGCAAUGAGAAGGCCGAGCUGCAGGAGCUCAACGACCGCUUUGCCAGCUUCAUUGAGAAGGUGCGAUACCUGGAACAGCAGAAUGGUGCAUUGCAGCAGGAGCUCAACCAGUUCAAGGGCCAGCAGCAGCACGGGCAGCCCAACCGUGCAUCUGAGCUCUUCCAGGAGGAGCUGAGGGAGCUGCGGCGCCAGAUGGAUGCUAUCGGCAAAGAGAGGGACCAAUACCAGCUGGAGAGGGAUAACCUGGCAGAAGACUUGACCCUACUCAAGCAAAGGUUGGAUGAAGAAGCCCAGAAGAGGGCAGAUGCUGAGAAUAACCUAGCUGCCUUCCGCAAGGAUGUGGAUGAUGCCACACUGUCUCGUCUGGAGUUGGAGAGGAAGAUUGAGUCUCUGAUGGAUGAGAUUGAAUUCCUAAAGAAAAUCCACGAUGAGGAAAUCCAGGAUGUACAAGUGAGCGUCCAGACCCAGCAGCUGAAGAUGGAGGUGGACAGCAGCUCCAGGCCUGAUCUAACUGGUGCUCUGAGGGAAAUCAGAGCCCAAUAUGAAACCAUUGCCUUAAAGAAUAUGCAAGAAUCUGAGGAAUGGUACAAGUCCAAGUUUGCUGAUCUGACUGAGUCUGCAAAGCGCAACAAUGAUGCUCUGAGGCAGGCCAAGCAGGAGGCCAAUGAGUCCAGGAGGCAGAUUCAGUCUCUUAACUGUGAAAUUGAUGCACUGAAGAACACGAAUGAAGCUCUGCUGAGGCAGAUGCGUGAAAUAGAGGACCAAUUUGGCAAUGAGGCAGCCAACUACCAAGAUAAUAUAGGCAGGCUGGAGGAUGAGAUCCGCCACCUGAAGGAGGAAAUGGCUCGCCACCUUCGCGAGUACCAGGAUCUCCUCAAUGUCAAGAUGGCUCUGGACAUUGAGAUUGCCACUUACCGCAAACUGCUGGAGGGGGAGGAGAGCAGGAUUUCUGUUCCCAUCCUCAAUAUUGGCAUGAGCAAUCACCUUGGAGACUAUGAAAAAGCUCCGGAUAGCAUGGGCAAGAGGACUGUCGUGAUAAAGACAGUGGAGACUAGAGAUGGCGAGGUGCUGAAGGAAUCCAGGAGGGAGAAAGAUAGAGAUUCUGGUGCAAUUGACAAGGAUGACAUGGAUGAGUAGACAGAAACUCAUUACAUAAUAUGAAGGCCAGUGCCAUGAUAGAAACAAAACUGAAAAUGUUGAUGAAAAAUAGAAAAACAAACUCCGAUCUGUACACUGUAGUUCUCGUUCUCACUAGUUAAGAGUUUCACUGUUUAGCAAAUUGUCUCUCAGCAUAGGUGCAACCAUGGAUGGAUUCCUUUAGACAGUGUCAAUCUGGUGCUAUUUAAACCACCCAACUUUUUGCUAAACACUUUUGCUUUCUGUAGCAGUAAAAACCCCUUUAUAAACGAACCACAGAGGCCUUGGUUUACAGUGCAAUCCUAAGAUGAUCUCACAUUUGUAGCAGAGUAUUAAACCACACCCUAAACUACGUCAUUUAUGUACAGCAUUUUAGUUGUUUGUGUUAUAUAAAUCUCUCUCUCUAUAUAUGAAUGCCUUACUAACAAACUGCUUGACACUGCCCUUUGGCCAACAAACCUUAAAAACCGACUGAGAACAAAUCAAGAUGUCUGCAUUUGUUUUAGAAGCUUUGCUGUCCUCUUACUGUGCAAAUCACCAUUCACCAAAGACAUGGAUUAUUAGUAAAUACAAUAGGAAAUUCUGACAGUGAAAAUAUGAAACUUUACUGAUUUUGCUUUGCAAUGCCGUGUGUAUCUGGCACAACCGAGGAAAAAACAUGUAUGUGAGAAUAAAAGUCAUCCGUGAAAAUAAACGCCAUCCAUGCAAAUCAGUGUUGUUGUUGUGUGUCCAUGAAUGUAAUCUUUCCAUAACCUGCACUUUGCAAUUUUCACGUGUGAAGUGGGUUGCAUAAUAAAAUUAGAGGAUAGAUGCAAACGAUCGAUCCUAUUACGCUAGUAGUUCCGAUACCAAUAUUUGGCAUCCAUGAUAUCGAUAUGUGGAUCGAUCUGGCUACUUGUACUGGUGAAUCGGGUAGUAAGAGAGCUGAGGUGUAGCUGGGAGCAAGACCACAAAGUACCCAACUUAAAAAGGCGCUACCUGAAAGGCAAAAAUCAGGG